Spodoptera littoralis (African cotton leafworm) is the source of this 3091-nucleotide messenger RNA. NCBI's taxonomy places the organism in Eukaryota, Metazoa, Arthropoda, Insecta, Lepidoptera, Noctuidae. The record is from the annotation of a GenBank genome assembly.
AUGCUUGUCUAUGGUUUUGUGGAAUCAAGAAAACUCUUCGGCGGGUACAGAAUAACCCCAACCUACUGCAAGGCAUCGCGCGCAGCAAAAUACAAUAGAGGCAACACCAUAUGCAUGUUCAACCAUGAGUGCUACCAACGAGGUGGUGAAGUGGUUGGAGCCUGCAUGGACGGAUUUCUCUUCGGAGCUUGCUGCCAACUAAAAUCAGACAGCCAGUCCCACAUACCUAAAGGUCCAGGCAUCGUGAUGACCAGUUACUUAGACUACCCAGACGCUACGGAAGGCGACGAUUACGACGCUGAAGAACUUAGUGCUCUUCAUAACAGUUUCAAACCUGUAGUCACUCCAGGGUACAGACCAGCUGAUAAAACUGCAGCUACUACUCUCAAACCAGAAGAUUUGAGCACAGAAGCCGAACAUGAGCUAAUUUCUGAAGGUCUUACUCAAAUUACUAAUACUUUGUUAAGUUCUCCACCUAAAGAUAGUAAUGGAAUUAUCUAUAUGAAACCUAAACCAGAUUAUUAUACCCACAGCAGUAUAGACCAUGGCGGUCCUGAUACUAUUCUGGUUCAUACAAACGGUUCUGUAGUUGAUAACGUUGUUAGGCCUUCAGAUUUUAAUAUACAGCUGUCUUCAAUGCAGACGAAACCGACUGUGACACCCAGUACGUCGACUACAGAGCCUCAAAGGACUGUGUCUACUCAUAGACCUGUUAAACCAAUCUUUAGACCAAAACCUGUGACAUCAACGGAGAAAUAUGUCCCAGUAUCAACAAUCACCACCAAAAACACACAGAGAGUUCCAGAGCUAUCGUCCAUUAAUAGCAUAAUUCAAAUGCUUAAUGACAGUACUCCAAGUAUGAAGGAAGAUGUGACGCCAUCAAUCGAUAUUAUGGAGACGAAAUCAUCUCCAUCUCCUUCAUAUUCCUACACUUACCCCAGCUUCUCAUCCACUGGACACUACGUCACUCUUAAACCAACUUCUCUAUCAACGUAUAUAACUAAAAAACCAACAACGCCAAGCAAGAAGCCAUCGUAUGACUACGUACAUACGACUCCUAAUAGCUUGCCGCAGGAUGAUAAGCCAACGUCUUACUAUUCCUCGCCUAGUCCUAGUCAUUCCACUAGUCAAGCUAUUGAAGCUUUUAACAGAUAUCCUACGGAUCCUACUGAUUUUGGAGACCUUUCCACGUUCAGCUAUGUCAGUUCCACCACUACCCAAAGACCGACAACCACCAAAAAGCCACCAUCAACGAGCUAUGUCACUGGCGCCAGCCCCAUCAGAAGACCAGCGUUACCAUCAAAUGUAGUGACUUAUGACGCAGUAGACACCUUCUCAAGCGUCACACCGACUGUCAUAGUCCUCAAUGACAUACACACCACGAAAACGCCAUUAGACGCAGACGAACCACAAUUCGUUGAAAUAUCUCAGGAGCCAUUCAAAAAGCCUGUAAGCCAUAUCACCGUAAACAACCAUAUCGCAGCUACUAACAAUAUUUAUAUGGGUAAACCACCGACUACAUCAUCUCCUACCGUUGUUAUAACUCCAAAACCUGGUUUAACGACUCCUUAUCCAAUAAAGGGAUCAAUAGGGACCAGACCACUUCCAAUUUUGACCAGCCCUGUCAUGGACUUCACUGAGGCACCAACGACGAACAAACCAGAGAUGCAAACAUCGCCAGAUGAUUUAAUAAACUUCCCACCAGUCAGAAAUCCAAUGCUGAAUGCUACUGGCUCAAACCCAGCACUAUACAACACAAGUAUUUCGCUAUCAGACAAUGAAUUAGACAUUCUACACGACGUAGAAUUCACGACACCAACGUGGCAGAUGGACGAUAAACUGAACGAGAAAAUGAAUGUCUUCGUCAACAAAAUCGUUGGUAAUCUACAAGGAACGUUCCAAGAAUUGCAUGAUAUAGUAAUUCUUGGAAGAAAACCGAACGACACGGCUACAAAAACGACGACGGUGAAGCCUAAACGGACACCACCGACGACAAAGAGGCCAUUUUUGACGACAACAAAGAGGCCAGUACGGUUGACGACAGCGAAGGUCACGACACGACGGCCAACGGUGAAGACGACUAAAAAGCCGGUACGGCUGACGACGCAGUAUCGACGGCCUACCACAACGCAGCCGCCGACCACUACCGCCCCACCUACGAAGAAACCGGUGACCACCACGAAAAAACCGAAACCAACGAAGAAAGUGACGACAACCACUCAAGCCGCCACGACCACCACCGAGCUGGCUGACGAGGUAACCACCGAGAAUUACGUCGAACGACCUAUCGAUUACAACGACAAGAAUUUAUGCGGCGUACGUCCCCUGGCUAAAACCGGCCGUAUAGUUGGCGGCAAAAGUGCCAACUUCGGUGAGUGGCCCUGGCAGGUGCUGGUGAGGGAAUCCACGUGGCUCGGUCUAUUCACCAAGAACAAGUGUGGAGGAGUCCUUAUCACCAACAGAUUCGUCACCACCGCUGCCCAUUGUCAACCUGGAUUCCUAGCCUCUCUUGUAGCGGUAUUUGGAGAGAACGAUAUAUCAGGAGACUUUGAACCUAAAAAGCCAGUAUCAAGAAACGUGAGGAAAGUCAUCGUCCACCGGUCUUAUGAUGCUGCUACCUUCGAAAAUGAUCUUGCUUUAUUGGAGUUGGAAUCGCCUAUCAAGUUUGACGCUCAUAUCGUGCCAAUCUGUAUGCCACCUGACGAGGCUGACUUCACGGGCCGUGUGGCAACCGUUACCGGCUGGGGACGGCUGAAGUAUGGCGGUUCAGUGCCGGCUAUUCUCCAAGAAGUUCAGACAGCUGGUCAUUCAAAGAAGAUAUUGAACUCCUUUAUCUGCGCAGGAUACGCUAACGGACAGAAGGAUUCAUGUGAAGGUGACAGCGGUGGUCCCUUAGUUCUUCAGCGAGAUGAUGGAAAAUGGCAACUGGUUGGAACGGUCUCCCAUGGAAUCAAAUGUGCAGCGCCAUUCCUACCCGGUGUUUACAUGAGGACCACAUACUAUAAACCAUGGUUAAAGAGUAUUACAGGAGUCCAUUGAAUAACUUAGUUUGAAUAAAUUAAUUUGAAUAAACGGAAUUGAAUAAUGAAUG